GACUUGGCGCAGCCGCUGAUCCGAGAUCAGUUAGGCUACACCACAGUCCCAGUCCUUAAAUCGUUGGGGACUGGGUGGGGUAUCCGGAAGUGAGCCGAAAAAAGGAAGAGUUUAGGCAACUGAGCAAAUUGGGGUUAGAGAAAGCAAGGGGAGGGGAAGAAAGACUUCAUGACAUUAAAACUCAUUCAUUAAUUCGAACGAGAAACCGAACGCCUUGCUCGCGCUAAAUUCAACUUUCAGAACCUCCUGGCCGAGAUAAUAGCUGUAUCUCGUUCCUGUUUUUCUUUUUACAAACACUAUUAUUUGUAUCUAAUAAAAUUAAGGAAAGCAUCGAUCCAAUCAAAAAGACAAGCGCGUGAAUCAUCUGAUCCUCGCGUUACUUCCACUCGCUCUGCGUUUGACUUGUUGGCGGGGCGUUGGUGCCUUGGACUUUUUUUUUUCUUCUUCUCUCCUUCUGUCCUUCGCGGCUCGGUCCACUACGCUGCUCGAGCAGAAUCUGAUUUAUUCGACCACACUACUCCUAAAGCAGCACAUUAAAAUGGCCGGAACCAACAGCAUCGAUGCAGUGAAGAGAAAGAUCAAAGUUUUACAACAGCAGGCAGAUGAGGCAGAAGAAAGAGCCGAGAUUUUGCAGAGACAAGUCGAAGAGGAGAAGCGUGCCAGGGAGCAGGCUGAAGCCGAGGUGGCCUCUCUGAACAGGCGUAUCCAGCUCGUUGAGGAAGAGUUGGAUCGUGCUCAGGAGAGACUGGCCACAGCCCUGCAGAAGCUGGAGGAAGCUGAGAAGGCUGCAGAUGAGAGCGAGAGAGGGAUGAAGGUGAUCGAGAACAGGGCUCUGAAGGAUGAGGAGAAGAUGGAGCUCCAGGAGAUCCAACUCAAGGAGGCCAAGCACAUUGCUGAGGAGGCCGACCGCAAAUAUGAGGAGGUGGCACGUAAGCUGGUGAUCGUUGAGGGAGAGUUGGAGCGCACAGAGGAGAGAGCAGAGCUCGCUGAGAGCAAAUGUGCUGAGCUGGAGGAGGAGCUGAAAAAUGUCACCAACAAUCUUAAGAGUUUGGAGGCCCAGGCUGAGAAGUAUUCCCAGAAGGAAGACAAGUAUGAGGAAGAAAUCAAGAUCCUCACUGAUAAGCUGAAGGAGGCUGAGACCCGUGCUGAGUUUGCUGAGAGGUCUGUGGCCAAACUGGAGAAAACCAUUGAUGAUUUGGAAGAUGAGCUUUACGCUCAGAAACUCAAGUAUAAGGCCAUUAGUGAGGAGCUGGAUCAUGCCCUCAACGACAUGACCUCUAUAUAAAGAGUUUCUGGACUGUUCUGUGGCUGACUGUGACUUCAAGAAAUUCUUCUUCGUCCUCUCUGACUGUCCAUAUUUGUUGCCUGCUUCUUCUCUGAUGCCCUUUUCAUGUAUUUUUCCAUUUGCUCGUAUCUGUAGUUUCAGUUUCUUUAUUUAAGCCCUAUUCUGUUUCUGCCUUCUUUCUGUUCUUUAGAUGUUCAUUAUCUGCCCCAACAUCUUCCUCUUAUCUGGAUCAGACUGUAUUCAGAGACUUGUGUUCUUUGUUUGUCCCUGGUUUUGCUCUGUGUUGCGACCUUUGCUGUAUUUUUCAUGCCUUGUGUCCGUGUUUAUUGAAGGGAGGAAAAAAAGCUCUACUCUUUUUGAAUGUAUGCUUGUCUCUCUUUAUUACAGUGGGCUGGUGUUGGGUAACCAGGCAUUUAACAGUUUUAGAGUGCACAUGAAUAAUAUCUUGUGGGUGAAAGAUAAAAGCUUGGCUAAAUUCUCUAUCGCUAAUUGUAAUUAAUCACGAGUUUGAGCUUUGGUUAAGAUUAUCACUUGUGUAUAAGGCCACAGAUCUGAAGGUCUGAAAUGAAGAAAAAAAGCCAAAAAACAAAUGGGCAAAAUAUCUUAGCCAACUAGAGGAAGUUUUUAAACUAAAUCUUAAAACAGUUAUGCUUAAUAUUUUUAAUACUUAAGACUUUAUAAUGCUGUUUUCCCUCAUUAAGACCUAAUUAGGUUUUACACAAAGUAGUGUUAAAUACAAUCAACUGUUGUAGUUGGAAAAAUCAGAAAUUCCCUUUCCUUUGAGAGGCUGUCCCACUUUUUUAGUAAAACUAAAGGCAGACUUGAAAAGCAGAUGUAGUUGGGUAGAUCUAGGGGUUGUUAUAGAUUAUAGAUGGUAGGGGGCAAGCAACUUUUCUUUAGGCUAGAAACAUUGAUUCUUGCUGGCCAUACAAAUUGGGGGAUGAAAUGAAUAAAUGUUUAAGGACGAUCUUAGCUAUUCACUAAAACCGACCAGCGGCCUUGUCGAAAGGUACUGAAAAACAAGUCCUUGUCUUUCUGGAGUCUCAAUGGAAGGCCUGAUGCUGUAGAGCAAAAAAAAAAAUUCAGUACAUCAGCAACAACUCCUAAAAAAAUUUUAUCGUUUAUUAUUUUACACCCCAGUGCUAUUGUAAAAGAAAAGCGUUGACAUGCCAUUGUUGUGUAAUUUUAACAUUGGAGGAUACAAAGCCAACAUAUCUGAAUUGAAUGUUAUCUACAGUAUGUUACCAUAAAUUUGAGUGGUUUCACAACUAAUAUUUAUUAAAGCUGAAUUGUAAUGCAAAUAUAAUGCAGAUACAGAGGAUUUGUAGUGGUAGCUUAACAUUGUAUCAGAAUGUAUCCAGUUACAUUUUUGUCUCAAAAAGAUUUUAAAAUCUUGUGUGUUUACAACCUAAUUUGGUUGCUUGGAAAAACCAUCUAUACUGAUUCUUCAAGGAACCUAGGAAGUCUUCACUUUAGACCUUGUAGCCAAAUCAAAAGUCUAUAUUAUAAUAAUAAACCACAUACAGUGUUAAACUGCAA
Molecule: messenger RNA, 2824 nt
Organism: Cyprinus carpio (common carp)
Lineage: Eukaryota; Metazoa; Chordata; Actinopteri; Cypriniformes; Cyprinidae
Product: tropomyosin alpha-3 chain
Biological process (GO): muscle contraction; actin filament organization
Cellular component (GO): actin filament
Molecular function (GO): actin filament binding
Source: RefSeq, a predicted model, not a curated record